AUGAUACUUGUUACUAAUUCAUGUUUUGCUGGUUUUAUAUUUACACUUAUUUUAUUUUGGGUGACAAUGUCUACACUUUAUAACGAUCUUCAACAAAUUUAUUAUCAAGAUUUAUUUUGUAACUUUCGAGCGAUUCACAGUUAUUUGAUAGUUAUUUAUCCAACUCGUUUAUUUUGGCAAUCAGCAAAAUUUCAAUUUUCUCUCAUUAUUUUAACAUGGAUCGCUGCUUUUAUUUAUGCAUGUCCACAAAUAGCUACUAAUGCGAUCAAAUAUUCUGUUGAUGAUCAAAUAUGUCAACUGCCACUUCAUUUUUCUUUGUUAGCAAUUUAUAAUCUAUUUUGUAUUUAUAUAUUACCAAUAAAUGGUAUUGUAUUUAUUUAUUUGAAAUUAAUUCGAUAUGUUACAGAAAUGAAUAAAUGUGUUACAUUAGUAAAUAUUUUAUUACGUGCAAAGAAACAAUUAAAAUUGGUUUUUCGAAUUUUUAUACUUGUAUCAAUUUUCUUAACACUUGGUGUACCUUAUACAAUAUUUGUAUAUAUGGGAUUUUUUACUUCAACACCACAAUAUCAUUUUCGUAUUGCUGUGACAUUUAUCGAAAUAUCAUUAGUAUUUGUUAUAAUUGCUUUAUUUAAAUUUACUGGUUUAGUUUGA
Molecule: messenger RNA, 651 nt
Organism: Adineta steineri
Lineage: Eukaryota; Metazoa; Rotifera; Eurotatoria; Adinetida; Adinetidae
Source: the annotation of a GenBank genome assembly